AUGCUAAUUAAAGUGAAGACGAUGACUGGAAAGGAAAUUGAGAUCAACAUUGAACCCACAGACAAGGUGGAGCGAAUCAAGGAGUGUGUGGAAGAGAAAGAGGGCAUCCCCCCACAACAGCAGAGGCUCAUCUACAGUGGCAAACUAAUGAAUGAUGAGAAGACAGCAGCUGAUUACAAGAUCCUAGGUGGUUCAAUCCUCCACCUGGUGUUGGCUAUUAGAGGAGGAAAUGGUCUUGGGCAAUGA
Microtus oregoni (creeping vole) is the source of this 246-nucleotide messenger RNA. RefSeq names its product NEDD8-like. Gene Ontology annotation, molecular function: protein tag activity; ubiquitin protein ligase binding. Gene Ontology annotation, biological process: protein neddylation; modification-dependent protein catabolic process; regulation of proteolysis. The coding region runs from base 1 to 246 and encodes 81 amino acids. The transcript has a single exon. The record is from RefSeq and is a predicted model, not a curated record. Gene Ontology annotation, cellular component: nucleus; cytoplasm. Lineage: Eukaryota; Metazoa; Chordata; Mammalia; Rodentia; Cricetidae.